AACAACAACCAAAAUCAACAGAAACCACCAUGCUUUCUGAGUUCUUACCCUACAAAUGCUAUGCCCCAGCAGCCAUUCUAUAAUCCCCAGGACUGUCUCGUCCUGCAGUGCCAUCCACAAUUGCAUCCCCGGCCUCCGCAGCAACAGAUGUACCAGAUUUUAGUACCCACACUUCAACCUCCAUGUCAUCGGGCUUCAUCGGCUCAAGGGAAUCCAACAGAGAUGCAGUAUAAUCAGGCUUGUCAGUCGGACACAGGCAGGGUGGUGUUACAGGAGAUGGAGCAGGUCGCAGAUCACAUGAGUCUACAGUACAGUAUUGAUGAGGCCUGUAUUGCCGAUCUGCAGGACGUUCAGCCAGGAAGGAAGAGAAUGAUAGAGCAGAGGAUUUCUGAUGGGCCCAUUCCCGCCAAAAGCAGAGUUGUCCAGCACUUUACUACAGGUUCUAGAAUUGGGAGUUCAAGCUCUGAUUUCAAACCACCGAUGAGUGAAGAAGCCAAAGCGGUGACUGAAACCAAUCGCCGAACUGUCACCCUCAUUCAGGAUUCAUCUCCACCUUCAUUUCUGCAACACGGUCUCAAGCUGACCUGUCCCAUACAGAACCAGGUGGCCAUCAGUGGAAAUGAACACAGCGCUUUCAUACCCUUCAGUUCCGGCCUGAAAACACAGUCUGUUACUGCUCAAACCAGCUUCAUAGUAAGACUGAACCACUAAGGAGAUCA
Molecule: messenger RNA, 719 nt
Organism: Danio aesculapii
Lineage: Eukaryota; Metazoa; Chordata; Actinopteri; Cypriniformes; Danionidae
Exons: 4
Coding region: 61-711 (216 amino acids)
Molecular function (GO): RNA binding
Source: RefSeq, a predicted model, not a curated record